AUGAUGGCAGCAACAUCCGUGGCCGGCCCUACUACUACUAAUAGUACGACGACUACUACUGGUAGUGGACCUGUGUCUCCCGUGGUGACUACAGAGGAACCUGAAAAUGGUGUUGUAGGAGUAGCUGCUGUCAUUCCCUCUUCCUCACAAGAAGAGGACUCCUCCGUACAGUCUUCAUCAUUGGCCCCUCCCAAGAGACGACGAUCCAAUCGAGAUACCAAUCGCAUUCGAAUAUCGGCAGAUCGCACGGGACAGUUGCAAUUCCAACGUAUGGAACAGCUAUUCUUUCAAGAGAUAGACAACGACGACAAUAAUGGAGCGCGACGAACCCGCCGUCGGCGGCAAUGCAAGAAAUCAACCAUACCCAUCUUACCUCCACUCCGUUUGGGAAACUUUACGCUUCAACCAGUCUUUCAAUCUCCCAGCAUUUACACGAUCGACAACUUUUUGACACCCAACGACUUGGAAUUCCUACAUGGGACCAUUGAGUGCAAACAAUUUCAACGCAGUUUUGUCGACCAAAACAAUGAUGAUACCAUGCUCGAUGAUAACCAUCGGACGUCCACCUUUGUCAGCUUUGCCAAACAAGAAAAUGCCAAAGUGGCCGCCAUUGAACGGCGAGCGGCACAGCUCAUGGGAUGCUACACCAAUGACAAUAUUGAACCGUUGCAGUUGGUACGGUACAUGCCAGGACAAUUCUUUGGAGUUCACCAUGAUAUGGGAGACUACAAUGAAGAAACCGGUGAGGUGGCCUUGCCACCCAAAUCAGUGCUGGUCAAGCGUCGAUUGGUCACCAUCUUUUGCUACCUCAAUGAUCUACCAGCCAAUGCAGGCGGGUGUACAGGGUUUCCACAUUGCAAUGAUUUGAAGGUGCAACCGCGGGCGGGUAGGGCAGUGGUCUUUUGCAAUGUCAAAUCGGAUGGGUUGCCGGAUCCACGAACGAUCCAUGCAGGGGAGGCUGUGUUGGAUACUAUUAAUACAAGCAACAAAAAGAUGGGUACCAAGAAAAAACAGCAGCAAGACAAGCUGCAGCCGCCCAUCAAAUACGGGCUGAACAUAUGGAUCUGUGAAGACUAA
Messenger RNA from Seminavis robusta, 1077 nucleotides. NCBI's taxonomy places the organism in Eukaryota, Bacillariophyta, Bacillariophyceae, Naviculales, Naviculaceae. The record is from the annotation of a GenBank genome assembly.